Messenger RNA from Carya illinoinensis, 1143 nucleotides. RefSeq names its product glutathione S-transferase 2-like. Gene Ontology annotation, cellular component: cytoplasm. The transcript is spliced from 10 exons. Lineage: Eukaryota; Viridiplantae; Streptophyta; Magnoliopsida; Fagales; Juglandaceae. Gene Ontology annotation, molecular function: glutathione transferase activity; maleylacetoacetate isomerase activity. The record is from RefSeq and is a predicted model, not a curated record. Gene Ontology annotation, biological process: L-phenylalanine catabolic process; glutathione metabolic process. The coding region runs from base 158 to 868 and encodes 236 amino acids.
AUCCAUGUAACCGCUUAAUCCUUACGGACGCCAUUCACAGUGCGUCAAGGUCGGCUGCGUUGGUGUUGUGUUAUUUGGGCGAAACCAAGUCUGACUUUUCAGGAUUCAGCCGUUGAUCAAUCGAUCGAUCGGACUUCUCAGCUACAUCGAUUGGGUGAUGAUGGCGAGUGGAAGUGGUGAUAAGAAUCAACUGAAACUGUAUUCGUGUUAUAUGAGCUCUUGCUCCUACCGUGUCCGUAUUGCCCUCAAUUUGAAAGAGUUGAAAUACGAGUAUAAAGCAGUUGACUUGUUGAAGGGAGAGCACUUCAGUCCAGAGUUUACAGAGCUCAAUCCUAUUGGCUACGUGCCAGUGCUUGUGGAUGGGGACGUCAUAGUUUCCGACUCUUUCGCCAUCAUAAUGUAUUUAGAAGAGAAAUAUCCUCAGCAUCCAUUGUUGCCUCAAGAUCUUCAGAAAAGAGGCAUCAAUUACCAGGCUGCCAAUAUUGUUUCCUCAAGCAUACAGCCUUUUCAAAAUAUAGAUACACUGAAAUACAUUGAGGAGAAAGUUGGUCCCGGUGAGAACCUUUACUGGGCUAACCAUCAUAUUACAAAAGGCUUUGCAGCACUUGAAAAGUUACUAAAGGGCCAUGCAGGAAGAUAUGCAACUGGAGAAGAAGUUUUCCUGGUUUGGUUUUCUGCUCCAUCUGUGUGCAUGCCUGCAGAUCUGUUUCUAGCGCCUCAGAUGCAUGGAGCAAUUAAACGGUUCAAUUUUGACAUGACUCAGUUCCCUCUUUUAUCAAGGUUGAACGAGGAAUACAAUAAAAUACCAGCUUUCCAGGACGCUAUGCCGGAAAAUCAGCCAGAUAAUCCUGCUGCAGGCGCUGUUUAAAUCAAUGGAUUGUGAAACCAGCUGUUAUGAGCCAUUUCCUAUCCAUCUUGUGUACUGUAUAUGUGUAAGAGAGAUGGCCAGCAUCCGAUCUAAAAAUUGCAGAAUAAAGUGCCACACACGAUCAAGCUUUCAGAGACACUUUCUAAAGUUUAUUGGCAUAUGGUGUUUCAAUAAACGUUGAUACGCCAUACAAUAUAAUAAUGGGAACAUAUAUAUUGUGAGUUAGGUGAUAACUAUAAUUACCAGUUUGGAUUUACCACUUUGAAUUCGUUGAA